Messenger RNA from Ceraceosorus guamensis, 1792 nucleotides. RefSeq lists its product as hypothetical. NCBI's taxonomy places the organism in Eukaryota, Fungi, Basidiomycota, Exobasidiomycetes, Ceraceosorales, Ceraceosoraceae. The record is from RefSeq and is a predicted model, not a curated record. The transcript has 5 exons. The coding region runs from base 447 to 1763 and encodes 438 amino acids.
CAAGAAUUGUCGAGUGGCGAGGGGCGCUUCUGUUUGUGGUCGCAGUGCUUCGAUCCAAUUCAUUGGAGGCCGGUGGCGCUCAUUUCGUGAGCACAUUUCGUAUAUAACAUCUCCCCCACCCUCCCGUCGCGAUCGUCGCAGCACAUUGCCCAACAACACACCCCGGACGAGAUUGACAUCUCGAAGAGGGAGGAGAGACACUUUCAUCCGCAAGCAUCUUUCUUUCUGCCCCUCGUCCUUUGCCCCCUUCCAAUCUCGGCAACAGCUUUCCUGAAGAAGGUGGAAGCUGCUGAAGCAUCAAAAGCUUUCACCGCGCUCUCUUCGCUUUGGUGAAUAGUAGGAGAUUUUUGAAUGAACACCGGAAAACGCAUGCCAUUCAGUGGGUGGAUCGUUGGGCCAGCAUUGCAGCUCCGCUCCGACGCUUGACGGGGGGAGGUCUUGUAGAUAUGAAGUCAUUAUCGAUCCGCGCGGUGCUCUUCGCACUCUACGUAGGCUCUGCUAUGGCCAAGACUACCCAAGGACCGUCCUUUUCAAAGAUGGGAAGGGAAGUAAGCGCUCAGAAUGCAGCUCUCGCAGGUAUAUCAAGGCAUCACAAGGACGUCUCGAUGCUUCUGCGCCGAGUGCAGCUCAAACCGGUCCUCACGAUCAAUCAGUAUCGUCCUUUGGCCGACGAUGAGAUCACUUUUGCAAAGGAUGCUUUUGACCACGUACCCGAGCACAUGAAGCACACUAUUGCUGCACAAAAGACGAUCAUCAGGGAGCAAAUCAAUCGGGCUCGGCAAAGGCCUGGACAAGACAAGUACAUCCAGUCUUACCAUGUCAUCAAAUCGUGGCACAGACCUCGACCUGAUGGGCCCUCGGUCAUUCUGGGACAAGGAAAGCACGCUUCGGGCAAAAAGUACGACGGUGCCACCGUCAUUCCCUGGCAGCACAAUAAAAAGGCCGAAAUACACUUUGACAGCAGGAUAGAGUAUGGCGAUCCAGAGAGUAUGCCUCUAGAGCAAAAGGUCAUGAAGACGGCCAUUCAUGAUCACUUGCAGUGGCACGACAAGGUGAAGCACUACAAGGUGCACGAUACCUUUGCGGACAGUGGUCGUACGGGCAGGCGCAUUCCCACUCUCAGAGGCACUGCCUACGAUGCUCAACACAACGAGAUCAAGGGUCACGAAGUCGUUCCGAUAUUGAAGCAGCACUGGCCCACGCAAACCUUGGACAACGCGGCCAGCGACGCAUCGAGCACACGGCAAAGGACGAAUCAAAGACCCGUCACACUUCGCAGUAAAGCGACAGCCGCAACGGUGCUUCCCAGCCUUCGAGGAGCCUCGGGCGCUUCGAAAAGUCCAAAACGCUUGACUGGACGCGAAGCGCGAGAAAGGCUUUGGAGGAAUGUUGGUCGGAUGAAUGAAGAGGCUCGAGAAAAGGUCAAGGCGGAAUUGGAGCGUAGCAGACUUGCUUGGCAAAAGUCCCUGUCCCUGGCACGCGCAACUCCUCCUCUCGAAACUUUGAGCCGUUCGGAGUCGAGCAAGUCGAGCGCGGACAGUCUUUCUAGGAGCAGCCACCGCUCUUGGGAAAGCUCGACUUCCAGUGGACCUGCUGCCUCUUCUUCGGAUAAGGAGACCUUCAGCGCCGCGACGCAUUCUGCAGAUGAGAGCGUCAAGGGGACCAAGAGACCAGCUCGGAGCGAGUCGAACGGUGAGGGUGAUGAUGAAGCAGAGUCAAAGAGCCCUACGAAAAAGGGAGCUGGCGCAAACGAUGUGGAUUGAAUGAUACGCGUCGCUUUGCUUUGGUGCCG